AUGGGAGGAACUCCGGGGCAGAUCCGAGUGGAAGGUAUUGGAGCCAAUGCAGCCACCURCACAAAGGGUUCCACAACUGUGCGAUUGAGAUCCCUCUUUGACGAGACUUUCUCGAUGCAAUUUGAAGUCUACAUCCUACCAACGAUUACGACUAUGACACCAAUAUGCAAAGUCGACUUCUCCGCCUGGGAUCAUCUUUCUGGACUCCAGCUUGCCGAUCCAACAUUUGGUACUCUUGCCAAAAUUGAUAUACUUAUUGGUGCAGAUAUUUGGCCUGCUUUAAUUGCCGAUGGGAUUGCUGCGGGACCCCAUGACGAACCAUGCGCGCACUGUACCCGCCUCGGUUGGAUCGUGUUUGGCCCUGCGAUGGUCAACACUCCAAAUCAUUUGACGCAUACCCUAACUGUCAGUAAAUGUAUAGGUGAUCAGCAACUGGAUAAACUACUGCAAACGUUCUGGCAGGUUGAGGACAAUGGCCCUGUCGACGAACUCUCGGUAGACUCUUGUGAACGGAUUUUCAUUGACACAGUACGUCGCACAGUGAGUGGACKCUAUAGUGUACAAAUCCCGUUUCUUCCGAAUGCUCCAGUGUUAGGAGAUUCAUAUCAAACAGCACGGCGUCAGUUUUUUCAUCUUGAGCGAAAAUUGGCUGGCGACCCUGARCUUAGCAAUAAAUACAUCACGUUUAUGCAAGAGUACAUAGCACUCGGUCACAUGAAUCACGUGAGGAACAAUUGCCUCGACCCGACGCAAUGCUAUUACAUCCCCCAUCAUGCGGUAACAGGUAAAUUUCGUGUGGUAUUCAACGCGUCCUGCAAAACCACAAGCGGAUUGUCAUUGAACGACACUCAGUUUUCGGGACCACAGCUCCAMKACAAUUUGAUUGAUAUUCUUCAUCGGUUUAGACGUUAUCGAAUAGCUAUAACCGCCGAUGUCGAGAAGAUGUUUCGACAGGUUGAGAUCAGUCCCUUGCAUCGUAAAUGGCAACGCAUCUUGUGGCGAAAAUCUGCAGCCGAACCACUACGUAGCUACGAGUUGGCUACUGUAACAUAUGGAAUGACCAGCAGUACAUACAAUGGGAUUCAGUCCUUACGCCAAUGUGCUCUAGAUAACUACAACAUUGUGGAGGACGAAACCCGGGCUUCUAUGGCAAGGAACAAUAUCCUUGAUGGAUUUUACGUAGACGACUAUUUAGAAAGUUUUGACUCUCUGUUGGAAGCCGUUAGUUGUGCUCAUGAUGUCGAUGCGAUCCUUCGUCAAGGUCAGUUCGUUCUUAGCAAAUGGAAUUCGAACUGCGCCAAAGCACUUCAUGCUAUCACCGAUCYAGAAAAAUCUGAAGCAGAAAUUAAAUUAUGCGAUUCCAAUGCCACUGUGUUAGGCCUACAUUGGAAUCCGUUGAGCGAUGAGCUCUUUUUUAAGGUGGCAAUUGAAGACUCACAUACACUACCAACAAAUUUUGAGUGA
This is a messenger RNA of Bactrocera latifrons, 1464 nucleotides long. RefSeq lists its product as uncharacterized. Bases 1 to 1464 code for a protein of 487 amino acids. The transcript is spliced from 2 exons. Lineage: Eukaryota; Metazoa; Arthropoda; Insecta; Diptera; Tephritidae. The record is from RefSeq and is a predicted model, not a curated record.